Molecule: messenger RNA, 1032 nt
Organism: Fusarium sp. VM40
Lineage: Eukaryota; Fungi; Ascomycota; Sordariomycetes; Hypocreales; Nectriaceae
Source: the annotation of a GenBank genome assembly
AUGUCGUCAAAUACUAAUCAGGUUGAUCGCUUCUGUCGCCAGUAUCUGCAACUACAGCCCGAAUUGGAGUAUCCAGAGCCGGCAUUGUUAAAGACUUCUCAAGCUCAGGAUGAAAUUUACGGGAGGCUAUUCGCCGAAGGUGCUGUUCGAUAUGGUCCUCCUCCACGGUUUCAACUGAGGGUUCUCAAAGAGCUCAUGUCCCGAAUUGAGGCUAGUAUUGAUGAUUGGGAAGAGUAUGGAGUAUCCGAUGAUCUAAUGUCUGUCCUCUCACUUUACCUUGCAAAUCCUGUGCCGUCAGAAACUACCUCUGCCCAACGAAAGGCAUAUGUCACUUACUAUCUAUCUGAGCUGUGCCAAGCAGAGGCGCCUACUUCAAAGACUUCUCAGACGCCUCAAAUAACUAUUCUUGAGAACCAAUCUCUCCUCUCAGGCUCAGGAACCACUGGACUUCGCACGUGGGAGGCUGCCCUACCUCUAGGAUCAUAUCUAUGUCGGAACAGUCAUAUUGUUAAGGACAAGCGCAUCCUGGAGUUGGGCGUUGGAACUGGUUACAUUUCCAUUCUUUGUGCGAAGUUCCUUGGCUCUCAGCAUGUUAUUGCAUCGGAUGGAUCCGACGAUGUGAUCAACAACCUUCCUGACAACCUCUUCCUCAACGACCUUCAGGAUUCCGCCCUGGUAACCCCAAUGGAAGUCAAAUGGGGCCACGCACUUAUGGGUACCGAAGAAGAGAAAUGGAAUGGUGGACGUCCUAUUGAUGUUGUCCUUGGCGCCGACAUUACUUACGAUAAGAGGGUGGUGCCAGCCUUGAUCGGGACUCUGGUCGAUGUAUUCGACCUGAACCCACACGUGGAGGUAUUCAUAUCAGCAGCUGAACGUAACGAGAAGACCUUCCAGGCGUUUCUGAGCCAGUGUCGAGCUAACGGGCUUACCGUCGAAGUUUUACAAUCAGCAAUCCCAAAGCGAGAGGUCCAACAGGGUCCAUUCUACGACGACACUGUUGCCAUCCACAUCUGCAAAAUUCAUAAAUCAUGA